GAUGAUAUGAAAAACUCGCGUCUAUACCGCACCAUAACGCCAUCAUCCGACCUAACACGAGGUUUAUUAAUUUGUAUAACUGAUGCGAGAAAAAAAUUGUUUUCAUUCGAUUUCGUAGAUACUGUGACAAAUAACACGCGAUGGCUCAACAACAUUUACAGCAUAUUCGAGAGGUGGAAGAAAUAACGAUUCCAGUUCCAUGGGGCCAUAUUGCUGCGAAAUUCUGGGGACCAAAGCAUGUAAGACCGAUUCUUUGCCUGCACGGAUGGCAAGACAAUGCCGGUACGUUUGACUCACUCAUUCCAAUGCUUCCGAAUCAUGUCAGUUAUCUGGCUAUUGAUCUUCCUGGCCAUGGAUUGUCUUCUAGAUAUCCCGACGGAAUGAUCUACAGUCACAUCGAUUACUUGUACACAUUGGUUCUGAUCUGCAAAAAGCUUCAAUGGGAAAAAGUGUCUUUGAUGGCACAUUCAAUGGGAGCGAUUAUUGGUUUUCUAUUUGCGGCGGCAUACCCGGAAAAAUGUGAUAUGGUCGUUUCAUUCGACACGUUGAAGCCGUUUGUGACGAAUUUCGGAUACGUUACACACUUUUUCAACAAUUCAAUCGAGGACUUGAUGGUCGCUGAUAUUAGGAAUCAAGAAAAAUCCGAACCUCCCAGCUAUAAGUACGAAGAGCUCAUCGAUCGGCUAACGUCAGCAACGAUAUUAUCAGUGACUCGAGAGACAGCUCCCUACUUACUGAAACGAGCAAUUAAACCAUCAGCCAAAGAAUCGGAUAAAUACUAUUUCACACGCGACAGCCGAUUGAAAUCGCUUCACGCUGUUAUGCUGCCACAUGAAACCAAUUUAUUCCUGGCGAAACGGAUCAAAGCUCCGUACUGCUUUAUAAAAGCGACGCAAUCGUCAUUCAAAGAAAAUCGAAAGUAUUUCAAUGAGACCGUUGAUGUAAUGAAAGAGAAUCCACAAUUCGAAUUGCAUGGCGUUGAUUCAGCGCACCAUGUGCAUUUAACCGAGCCGGAAAAGGUUUCUGUUAUCGUUUCGAAUUUUAUUAACAAAUGUCGACCGUUGAGUGCGGUUAGUAAAUUGUGAAGACACUGAACUUCUGGUAAAUGUAAUUUUUUGUACAUGUUUUUGUAAGCACAGGUGAACACAGGUGAUAUGACGGAUAUUUAACAUAUUGUUUUUAACUGUAACGGAUUUCAAUAAAUCUUUGUUGUGUUGAA
Molecule: messenger RNA, 1219 nt
Organism: Bradysia coprophila
Lineage: Eukaryota; Metazoa; Arthropoda; Insecta; Diptera; Sciaridae
Product: putative serine hydrolase
Cellular component (GO): membrane
Source: RefSeq, a predicted model, not a curated record